Molecule: messenger RNA, 3417 nt
Organism: Gopherus flavomarginatus (Mexican gopher tortoise)
Lineage: Eukaryota; Metazoa; Chordata; Testudines; Testudinidae
Gene: SPAG1
Product: sperm associated antigen 1
Exons: 19
Coding region: 237-3140 (967 amino acids)
Biological process (GO): axonemal dynein complex assembly
Cellular component (GO): cytosol
Molecular function (GO): protein binding
Source: RefSeq, a predicted model, not a curated record
CCUCACUUUCCUCCCGGGCUAGAGGAGGACAGGGCGCCCUGCUCAGCCCCGCCCCCGCGGCAGGCUCUGGCUCCCCCAUGUAAAGCAGGCUGAGGGACGCCUCGCCCCGCUGGUGGCAGCAGAGACACCUGGGAAAGUUGCCGCGAUUGCAGCAGCGUCUCGCUUUGGGGAGACAGGCAGACACUCGGCCCGGCCCCCAGCUCUGGGGGCGCGCGCAGCCCCGCGACUCCAACGGAAUGAGUGACCAGCCAGUUUCAUCUUUGUGGGAUCAGGGAACAACAAAAACAUAUCAAAUUCCUAUUAAUCAUCUGGACUACAAAUUCAUUGAAAAGUGCUCAGAUGUUAAACACCUGGAAAAAAUUCUCAGAAUAUUGAGGUCUGGUGAGGAAGGAUAUUACCCUGAUCUUACAUUAUUUUGUGAAAAACGCAUUGAAUGUUUAGCUCCAGGGAGCAGAGCCCUGCGAAAAGAUAAAUCUCCAGCCUCUGCAUCUGACUUUACAACUGAAGAAUGGGAAAAAAUUAAUGAUGAAAUAAAGAGCUGGGUGACAGAAAUGAAGGAUGAUGAUUAUAAAAUACAAUUUCCUGUAACAGAAACACUUCAUGAGAGACUAGACAAUUUGCCAGCAGUUCGUGGUUCAAAUAGCUGCCUUCAUGGUGGCCAGAACAAAGAAAAUAAACAAAGAAAGAAGAAAAAUAUACCACGAGAUUACAGGGAAUGGGACAAGUUUGAUGUGGAAAAGGAGUGUUCAAAAGUUGAUGAGGUCUAUGAAGAAAAUAAUUCAAAAGCAUGCUUCAAUAUUAGUUCAAAUUUACCUGUAAUUGAAAAGAAAAUAGACACAAUAGGUAUGACUAAGAAAGAGAGAAAUUUUAUUGCUUGUCGUGAAAAAGAAAAAGGUAAUGAAGCCUUUGCCAUUGGGGAUUAUAAAGAAGCAGUGACAUAUUACACUCGGAGCAUAUCAGUAUUGCCCACUGUGGCAGCAUAUAAUAACAGAGCUCAAGCAGAAAUCAAACUUCAAAACUGGCAUAAUGCUUUUCAGGAUUGUGAGAAAGUGUUAGAUUUGGAGCCUGGCAACCUAAAAGCUCUUAUGCGCCGUGCCACUGUACACAAGCAUCUACAGAAUUACCAGGCAGCUGUAGAGGAUUUGGGCAAAGUAUUACAUGUUGAACCAGAAAAUGCCGUAGCUAAGAAAAAUCUGUCAGAUAUUGAGCAGAAGAUGAAAGAUUUAGAGCCUGUACCUGAGACUCACACCAAAGGAAAAAGAAUAGUUAUUCAAGAUGUCGAGGAGUCGGAUGGUGAUGAAGAAAGAGGAGGAAAUGGAGAAGAACAUGAAAGUGGCAAUGGAGAUAAAAAAACUGGUGUACUACUCGGAGGCAAGAUUGCAACUAAAAGUGAAAUGGGGAAUGUGCAAAAAAAGUUUUCCAGCAAAGGAGAUGGCUGUAAGUCAGAGACGCAGAAGCAGAGUGAAUACACUGAGAGUAGAGUAAAAAAAGACAUAUCAGAGAAAAAGACAAUUGAACAUUUACCAGACCAUGAAGGUGAAGUUAAUGGUUAUCUAAAUGGUAAAAAAAAGAAUGAAAGCAAUGAUGUAAAGAAGGAGACCUUCAGUUCACAUGGGACAGAAUCUUCAUUCGCUGGGAAAAGCAUUUCUAGUUUGCUUCCUCCUACUGCAGCAAAACUGAAAAGUGAAGGAAAUGAGUAUUUUAAGAAUGGACAGUUUGGAGAGGCUGUGCUGAGGUACUCGGAGGCUAUUGAAAAUGUCAUCAAUGUAGGAGUGCAAAGUGGAGAUGAUCUAAGUAUCUUGUAUUCAAAUAGAGCAGCAUGUUACCUUAAAGAAGGCAACUGCAGUGACUGCAUUCAAGACUGUAACAGAGCUCUGGAACUUCAUCCAUUUUCCCUUAAACCUCUUCUGCGACGGGCAAUGGCAUACGAGUCCAUGGAGCGAUAUCGGCAGGCGUAUGUUGAUUAUAAAAUGGUUCUACAGAUAGACAGUGGGAUCCAGGCAGCAAAUGACAGUGUUAAUAGAAUAACAAGAACUUUAAUAGAUCAAGAUGGUCCAAGUUGGAGAGAGAAGCUACCACCAAUUCCAGUUGUCCCUGUUUCUGCUCAAUUACACAAAUGGGAUGGAGGAAGCCUUACUUCAGAGACUAAGCGAAAGAAGAUUGCAGACUUCAAUGGAGAUAGACAAUCAGAGAUGAACAGUGAAAAAACUGAAGAGAAUUUCAGGACCCUUAAGAAUGAAGGAAAUGAAUUUGUAAAGAAGGGUAAAUACAAAGAAGCUCUAAUGAAAUACAACGAGUGCAUGAAAUUAAAUUCCAAGGAAUGUGCUAUCUACACUAACAGGGCUCUCUGUUACUUAAAAUUGUAUCAAUAUGAAGAGGCUAAACAGGAUUGUGAUCAUGUUCUUCGGGUAGAAGUCUCUAAUGUCAAAGCUUUUUACAGAAGAGCUCUGGCAUACAAAGGACUACAGAAUUACCAAGCCAGUGUUGAUGAUCUCAGCAAAGUACUUAUAAUAGAUCCAAAUGUGGCUGAAGCAAAAAGGGAGCUACAAGAUAUUACCCAGUUGCUUAACAUUAAAAAUGAUGUUGGAGCCAGUAGCCAGCAAAAGCAAAGGAAGAAAAUCAAAAUACAAGAGGUGAAUGAGGGUAAUGAAGAGGAGAGACAGACCAGUACCUCAGAGGAUGCUGUGCUUAAUUACCAAGUUGCCAAAGGAGGAGCUGAAAACAGUCUGCCAUUGAAAAUCUCUGAAAAACUGCUCAUUUCAGAACCAUCUAAUGCCUAUGAGUUUGGUCAGAUUAUAAAUGCAGUGAAUGCCAAGAAGGAUGAAGCUGCCUGUGCAGAUCUUUUAACCAUUAUUGAUCCAAAAAAAUUGCCAAUGCUGCUUAGUAACAAACUAGAAGGGGAUACCAUUCUGAUCUUUAUGCAGGCACUGGAAUGUCAUCUACUUGGGAAAGAUCCUGAUCUUGUGUAUCAACACCUUCUUUAUCUGAGUAAAGUUGAGAGGUUUAAGGUAGUGCUGACACUUCUUAGCAAGAAUGAAAAAGAGCAGGUUCAGCAGUUGUUUGAUUCUCUUUCAAACAAGCAAAGUCACCAAUUUUCUUUAGAAGACCUGGAGAGCCUUAAAAGGGUUUAUGAACUUUAAACAGAAUUUUAACUUUUGCAUGUAUAUAGUUGAUGUUGGUAGACUGGGUGUAUGAACUAUGCAGACUUGCAUGGGAUAAAGUCAGUCUUUUACCUGGAUUGUUCAAGCUGCUGUAUUUUUUUACAAUAUGUGCACAUUUAAAAGCUGCUGUUCUUUUAUCUUGUAACUAUAGAACUUUUUAACCUAUAGCAUACUAAUGCACGUUUGUAUUUAAUAACAUAGGUCAUAUUAUUUGAUGCUAUAUUGAUCAAAUUAGAAUAUAUAUAUAUAUAUAUAU